GUGAGUGAUCUUGUAUGUACAUCUAUAAGCGAUAUAAGAUCUCGGGAGCAUGUAGUAGUUCGUAUUGGUAACCGGAAUCGAAUUCAACUCAACUUUCAUCCAUAAAAAAAAAAAAUAGAUUUCUUCCAAUUGUUAGGGUUUUGGGUUUGGUAGUGUUUUAUGCCCCAUGAACCCCAAUGUGGUUCCUGAUUUCAUCACCUCAAACUCCUCUUCACCUCAAUGAUCACCUUCACCAGACGAAUUCACCAUCAUCUCCACCCCACUGCAUCACCACAAGGACAAUGGCUCCGCCGCACGUUCUGCCUGUGGUCAUCAAAGAAGGACCCAGACCUGGAAACGGCACUCUCACGCAACCGGCGGUGGGUGGUGAACAACCAGAUCAAGAACAUCAUCCUCCGCUACCCUAACAACGAGAUCCCCAUUGAAGCCCUCCAGAAGAAGUUCAAAACCCUCGAUCUUCAAGGCAAAGCCCUCAACUGGGUUUCCAAGUACCCUUGCUGCUUCGACGUCCACCAACGCCGUUGCCGCCUCACCAAACGCAUGAUGAGCCUCGUCGACGAGGAAUUGUCCCUCAAGGACUCCCUCGAACCGGUUUUCGUUCGCCGAUUGGCCAAGCUCUUGAUGAUGUCUUUCAACAAGAGGCUCAAUGUUCUCAAAAUCAAUGAAUUCAAGCGUAAUUUCGGGUUCCCGGAUGAUUACUUGAUUAGGAUCGUGCCGAAGUAUCCUGAUUUGUUCCGAAUUGUGAGUGAGAGUGGGAGGAGGAGUUCCAUGGAGGUUGAGUUGUUGCAUUGGGACCCUGAUUUCGCGGUUUCCGCGGUUGAGGGUUUGGCGCGGAAGAAUGGCGAUGGCGCGGAGCUGGGAUUUUCGUGUUUGUUGCCUUUGAGCUGGGUGAAAUCGUGGGAGAGGUUUCACAAAUUCGAAUCGGUUCCUUAUGUUUCGCCUUACUCGGAUCCGAGAGGCUUGGUGGAGGGUUCGAAGGAGAUGGAGAAGAGGAAUGUGGGUUUGGUGCAUGAGUUGUUGUCAUUGACUCUUUGGAAGAAGUGCUCAAUUGUGAAGCUUGGUCAUUUUAGGAGGGAGUUUCUUUUGCCUGAUAGGUUGAAUGUGUUGUUGCUCAAGCACCCUGGGAUAUUCUAUGUUUCCAAUAAGUAUAAGAUUUACACUGUUCUGCUUAGAGAGGCUUAUGUCGGGUCGCAACUCGUGGAGAAGGAUCCUUUGGUGGUUGUGAAGGAGAAAUUUGGGGAACUGAUGCAGGAGGGACUUCAUGAGUAUAAUCAAAGGCGGCGCAUCCGCAAUCUGGAAAAGAGGAGGACGAAAGGUGUUCCCUUUGCUAGAGCGGAUGAAACGAAGGGUGGAAGGAGGAGAAGCCGUGAAAAUUCUGAUGAUGAUGAUGACGAAAAUAGUCGCGUGAGAGGGUUGCUUGACCCGGAAGAGAGAAAACGGUUUUAUAAAGCUCUCUUUGAUGAUGAUGAUUCAUGAAGUUUUGCAUAGGUGUUUAGAUUGUGUAUUUGAUUUGGAAAACAAUCUAUUCACCACUUAAAUCCACCUCCACCUUGUGAGAAGAAGGAAUACAAGUGAGAGAUAUGAUCAGAAGAUAAAGUGGGUGAAAAUAGGAUGGAGAUUGGAGAGAAAGUUGGGUCUGGGAGGUAUCAAAGUUGAUUUGAUUUACAUAAUCUAGAUAUCAAACUGCACUGCCCUUGUUUUGAAAAGAUGAUUCCAUACAUACAGCAUUCCUAAAAAAUGAAUGAGGCUCGUCUAAUGAAAGUGUUAGUCAGGCAGAUUAAUCUGGAGACUUUUAUUCUCCUGGUGCUUUAAGCCCUCGAUUUGUUCUGAUGUCUCUGUUUGAGGUUUGGAGACGCCAGGAGCGGAUUAAUUGAAGCAAUUCAAGAUUAAUGUCUUUGAAGGCAGGAUUGAUUUUGGUGGAAGAAUGUUUCUGAAUGGAGAAGUUAGAUUUCUUGCUCUGUUAGAAUCCCUGAGUUUCUGGAAGAUUGGUCAAUGUCUGAAUUGAUUAUGAAGCAAGGGAAUCGCACAAGUGGUGGCUUCAUCAGUGUUCCAUGAAGUCUUCACAUAACUGUAUGUCAAACUUCCACCAGCAAAUUUAGUAUGAGUCUGGUAAAUUAAAUUUCGCCAGGACUAAAUAAAAAACAAUGAUUCAAGUUUAGUUAUGUAUUUUCUUUUUAUGUUUUAUUAUGCCUCACAAAAGCAUAUUUUAGGGACGAGCUUGGGGGAGGUGGAAAAUGGUAGAGAUAAAUUUGGUGAUUUACUUCUGAAAAGGGUAUUUGAUUGAAGAUUAUAAAAAUAUUUUAUGAUUUACUUGAAAGUUCAUUAGUUUUUCAA
Messenger RNA from Lotus japonicus, 2334 nucleotides. RefSeq names its product protein WHAT'S THIS FACTOR 1 homolog, chloroplastic. The record is from RefSeq and is a predicted model, not a curated record. Lineage: Eukaryota; Viridiplantae; Streptophyta; Magnoliopsida; Fabales; Fabaceae. The transcript is spliced from 2 exons. The coding region runs from base 220 to 1476 and encodes 418 amino acids. Gene Ontology annotation, molecular function: RNA binding.